AUGUGGAAUAAUCGUGUUUCAACAAUCAGUGAUGGAUCCAUGGGUAUUGCUGCGGGCCGCUCCCUCACUGCUCAAGUUACUAUUGGCACACCUCAAGCAACUGGAAAAUUAGCUUGGGUUCGAAAUACAUACGCGUCCCAAUAUAAUCAUGCUGUAACGUGCUUUGAAUCAUUUGAUAACACAACUGGAAAAAAACGAAUGAGAGGAGGUCGUCUUUUGCUCUAUCGGUUGCUUAUAUUCGCUGUCGUAGUCGUUUCGUUCGUGUUGGGAAGUUUAAGUUCGAAUGUGAAAGCGUAUGUCGCAUUNCGACGCGUCCCAAUAUAA
Messenger RNA from Adineta ricciae, 324 nucleotides. NCBI's taxonomy places the organism in Eukaryota, Metazoa, Rotifera, Eurotatoria, Adinetida, Adinetidae. The record is from the annotation of a GenBank genome assembly.